AAGGUGCACCCCGACAAGCGGCCCGGCGACGCGGCGGCCGCCGCGGACUUCCACGCGCUCAAGCGGGCCUACGACGUGCUGAGCGACCCCGCGCGGCGGAAGCGCUACGACCGCGCCGGAACCGUCGGCGACGACGACGAGGGCUUCGAGGCCGCGUACGAGCGGUACCGCGGCGUCGAGAUCUCCGAGGAGGACAUCGAGGCCUUCGAGAGCGGCUACCACGAGAGCGCCGCGGAGCGCGCGGACGUGCUCGCGUACUGCGAGCGGCACGACGGCGACGUGAGCCGGAUCCUCGAGGCGAUCAUCGGCUCGACGGACGGCGACGCCGACCGCUACGUGGCCAUGCUCGCCAAGGCCUUCAAGGAC
Messenger RNA from Aureococcus anophagefferens, 366 nucleotides. RefSeq lists its product as hypothetical. The transcript has a single exon. Gene Ontology annotation, molecular function: heat shock protein binding. The record is from RefSeq and is a predicted model, not a curated record. Gene Ontology annotation, cellular component: nucleus; cytoplasm. NCBI's taxonomy places the organism in Eukaryota, Pelagophyceae, Pelagomonadales, Pelagomonadaceae. The annotation marks the transcript as partial.